UUUUAAAAUAGUUUUUCUUUACUUUUGGAGGGAAAAUAUUUCUUUGUUUAGUAUUUCAAAUAAGCUUAUUAUAAAUCCACAAUUACACACAUGCAUACUACAUACGAACGUAUGUGAUAUACGCAAUUACUUUUGACACUUUUUGACAAGCAACUUGCAUGUAGGUUAUUUGUAGAGAAUUAAUGUGUAACGUGCCAAGUUCUUAUUUUCUUCAAUUUAUAUAUAAAGGAAGACUAUCAUAAUUUUUUAAGGUAGAUACUCCAAUUUAAAGCAUUUUAUAAACGGACGCAAUUUUAAAAAUUUGAAUAUUAUAACUCUGAAUCUUGAAUACUAAAAUUAACGAAAUGCGUGAUAUGAUAUAACCAAUGAAAUAACAUAAUAAAAAAAAUUAUUGAAUAUAUCUAAAGUGAUAUUACGGAUUGGUGUCAAAUAUCGUGAUAUGCAGAAUGUUAACUUAAAUAAAUGCUCUAGUAAUGUAGAAAACACAGUUUCGUAUGACACUGCAAAAUACGACGUAAUUGAUCAUGAACUGGUAACUUCACCGCAAGUAUGUUAGUAUUUUACUUGAUUAUCAAUAAAAAAAAUUUAUAAAUUAUGAAAAAAAAAAUAUGAAAUUUCUACUUAUAAUAUCCUAUAAGUAUUUAACUUGUUGGCAAAAUGUUUUAUAUAUAAAUAUUCAUUAUUACUGAACAUGUGUGUAUACACACAUACACAUAAUAUAUACAUAUAUACUUGUAUAUUAUCACUUUAUAAAUUUAAUAUUAUCGAUAACUGUAAUUUUUAAUUGUAUACAUCAAGAUAGCAAAAUUAAACGAAGUUAUAGCAAAUUUAAAAGAUGCUAUACAGAUAAAAGAUAUACAAUUAGAAAAUUCACAUCGAGAGAAGAGUAGGUUACUAGCGGAGCUAAAGAAGCAACAAAGAUGUAACAGGAAUCUUAAACGUAAGACUUAGUCAUUAUAAGUGAUUUUUAAGAUGUAUGUGCAUUAAAACUUAAAAUAUUAUACUUUUAUUUACAAUCAAAUUUUAUUGUACACUGUCAUAGUAUAAUAUAAAUAAAAUAUGUAAUUUUGUAUACCCCAUCAAUAUAUUUUCAUAAAAUCAAGAUUUUAUUAGGCAUUAUUUGGAAUAGUUUCAGGGGCUAUUCUAAUAAGCUUCAAUAAUUUGACCUAUUUCAACAAAUAUCUACUAAAACAGUAUAUAUCUAUUGAAAUAGGUCAAAUUACAGUAUUAAUUAUUUUUAUUGUAGAACAGUUAGAUGGCGAGAGAAUUUUCUAUCAAAGGGAGAAAGAUUAUUUCAUGGAAGAAAUGCAACGGUAUAAAAGCAGAUAUAUCAGCAAUGCGUCCAAGUUUCAGCGACAAAGGUAUAAAGAGCUUGAAGAAGCGCAAGAUUCCUUGGAAAGAGAAAAUAAGCGGCUCAGAACGGAAUUGACAGAUAAAAACAAAGUUACGUAUAAUCUAUGCGUGAAGUUUCUUCGUAUGAAGCAUGCUAAGGACACAUUAAGACAUAAAUUGGAUCAGUUGCUGCAUGAGCAUUUGCUGGUAAUGGCGGAGAUGAUGGAGAAAUUGGACGAGGCGAGAAAGGAACUCAAUUUAAUUGUAUCGGAGAAAUUUCAGGAACCGUUGCCCCUUAAUAAAGCUAAAUUUCUACAAGUUGUACAAAGGAAUAACAGAUUGACGUAUGAAAAUGCAACACUAAAGGUGCAGGUUCAUCAACUUACCGAAAACGUGGAAAAAUUGAAGAGCCAAAUGCAAAAAUCAAAAAAGAUUAAUGUGGAUGCUAAAAUUAUUGAAAAAUUAGCAACGCAAAGCAGUACAAGGUCCGCUCUAAAUAAAACAGAAAAAAUCGCUGUGCUUUCUAAACUAUCUCAACCUAUGGAUCAUAGUGAAGACGCGGAAACAAUCUCGCAAGUGAAUUCUGAGAGUGCAGAUGACUGUGUGUUUAAUGAUACGAGACACGUUAAAAGCGAUUCUACAAAAUUUCACGCGGAACGCGCUCAAAGCGCGCCAGGAAUUGUAGCAACACCCACUGUUCCUCGACUAAAUAGAUGAGUCUUCAAAACAGAUAAUAUGUGUGUGUGUGUGUGUGUGUAUAAAUAUAUUGCCACACAGCACAAACUUACAAGGGAUUUCUAAGAUCAUUUGAACAUCUUAAAGACGUUCCACAGAUGAAGUAUAUAUGCUGUGUGUAGGAUUGAUACUUGUUUUGAUAGCUUCAUUAAUCCAUUGACGUGUAAGAACUAUAAUAUAUAAUCGCCUUCGCUUGUUAAUAAUCGCCAAAAAUUUAUUUUACAUACUCGAAUGAUUACAGGGAAGCACACAAGUCCCAAUUUGAAGCAAAACACUUAACCCCUUCGUGCCUAUUUUUUUUCCUAGGAAAAUAAGCAUCUAAUUUUUACUAAAAGUUUUUAGAGUCACCGAUUAUGAAUCUGUAGUUAAAAUUUCAAAAUUCUAAAUAUCGAGCUAAAAUCCAACGUAAUUAUUUAUCAUUUUGGUUCACAAUAUUCGCCAUUUUUUAUUUUAAAAUUUUUUACUGUAGAUUCGUCAUCAGCGACCUCAGAAUAUACAAAUUUACAUGAAUAUAACAUUUAGCAUUUAGGUUCGCUAAGUUGAAUCCGCUAUUUUUAGAUUAAAUAACUGUUUUUCAACGGCUCUUACAUUGACCUUGAAAUAGACUAGCAAGAACUUACUGUAUUAAUUUUUAUGAAAGGUAUACACAUACUUUUCGUUUUUUACUCUAUUUUACUCUAUUUGAUAAGAUAGGCAGAUCAAGGGAUAAAACUCACAAAGUUCUUGAUUUUCUUUGUGAAGAAUCCUAAUCUUUCACCUUUACAAUUAGCCUAGAAAGAAAUUGCUAUCUUUAUCUUUGCAGGAGAUAUGAAUUUUUGAUGUUUAUAAUGUACGUCCAACCGGACACG
Solenopsis invicta (red fire ant) is the source of this 2915-nucleotide messenger RNA. RefSeq lists its product as uncharacterized. NCBI's taxonomy places the organism in Eukaryota, Metazoa, Arthropoda, Insecta, Hymenoptera, Formicidae. The record is from RefSeq and is a predicted model, not a curated record. The transcript has 3 exons. The coding region runs from base 1297 to 2049 and encodes 250 amino acids.